AUGUCUGGGGAAAGGCUAUUGUCAGUACUGAACCAUGUUGGUUUCUUCCUUAAUCAAAAUGAUAUGGUCAACUUGAGUCUGGUCAGCAGGAAAUUCCACAAUUCUUUUGCUAUCGACCAAUUAUAUGCCAAAUUACGAAUUACUGAGCAUCCUAUUUUGAGAGCCGAAAGGAGUUACUUGGACUGUGGUAUUACUUAUCUUUCCGGGUACAGAUCUGCUAUCAAAUCCCACAAUCAGAAUGAUAUGUUUUUAUAUGACAAAAUUGAACUGCUGUUAGAAUCAGGGCAUAUUGGAAAGAUCAAAGAAUUUAUCAUUGAAGAAAAUGUGUUUCAUGAUGUAAAAGAAGGUCGGAUACUGUUAGGAAAACUGGUAGCACGGAUAAUUGACAUAGGGGAUGUGGAGAGGUUGGAACUCAGAGAUAAUGAACUGUUGCGAGUAUUUUACGAGAAGAUUUUACAAUUACAACAUUUGAAACACAUUGACAUAUUUGAUUUUAACUUACUCGGGAGUAUAACUGCAAUGCACAAUGUCAGUGAGCUAAAACUUGUCGCAAAUGAGGCUCCAAUUCCGUGCAACGGUUCCCUUUUUGGAGAUGAUUUACUAGCUGCACUGGAAACCAAGAUCGAACAAUUGAUCAUAUCUGUCAAUGAUUACGCUUUCUCGACGUACAGACUGUUCCAGUUUUUAGAGUCUGAGUCAGUCAAAUUCUCCAAAUUAACGGCUUUGAAGUUGGAUCUUGUCCAUGCUCCUUUCGACUUCAGUCACGAUGCCCACGAGAUGAUUGUCAACUAUAUGUCCAAAUACAUGCAAUUGGAAAAACUCUCCAAUUUGGAGAUAACAUUUUGUUGUCCCUUUGAGGACUGUACCUGUCAUGAAGAUUUUUUAUUGGAUUUAGCGCCACAUCUAAAGUCAUUGAAGCAACUCGGACUCAUAGAAAAAGCAUUGAUGAACAAGGGUCAUCAUUACGCAGUAGAAGACUGGGAUUUAGCAAUGUGCAACUUUCUGCUAAACAUCCCAAAUGUGGGGGAGAAAUUGAAGGUACUAGCUCUGAAGCAUGACCCACCGUUGAACGGUAUUGCUGAGGAUACGGUGGAUGGGAACUACAAAAGAAGAAGAAAACUGUUUGACAACGUGUUACCGAGGUUAUAUUCGUUAGAGAAGCUCAUUAUCCCUCGGAUGUUACAAUCGAUAUCUCCCUACGAAAUUCUUGUGUGUGAUUUGCUUUGGAACGGAUGCACUUGUGAUUUCUGUAAGACGUAUUUACCAGUUUUCGACCAGUACCUCAUGAAUCAUCAGUACUAUCCUGAAGAUAAGGGCAGAUUCACCGAUAUGAUUCCACCGGUGUUUCUAGGAUACGUGGGGGAAAUUCUUGCUCGAAGAACGGACACCAACCGGGUAGAAUGGGAAUUGGACACAUUACGGCUGGCACCAGAAAACCAGUUGUGGGAUUUCCACGGAUUUGAAAAUAUCCAACAUUUCCAAGAGUACGAAUGCCACUUCAAUGAGAAUUUUUUCCCCAUGCUCGCCACAUGUAUUUCACAUUUCUUCAAUGGGUACAUGUAUCACAUCGUGCAGUACUUGCCCAAAUUACGAUUGGCUCUGUUAUCUGGGGUAUACUACUCCGUAGACAGCAUGGACAAUCCUAUUCCAGAAACAUUUUACGAGCCCAAUCACGAGACAUUCUUCACUACGAUCGUCGAUACAAGUACAAGCGAUGCUCUGAAAUGUCCUACUAGGUUUGAAUCCUUGUACGAUUAG
Molecule: messenger RNA, 1758 nt
Organism: Huiozyma naganishii CBS 8797
Lineage: Eukaryota; Fungi; Ascomycota; Saccharomycetes; Saccharomycetales; Saccharomycetaceae
Gene: ROY1
Product: Roy1p
Exons: 1
Coding region: 1-1758 (585 amino acids)
Source: RefSeq, a predicted model, not a curated record